GCUUUGGGGACACGCUUUGCUCCUGACGUUACUCCGGUGUUGCUAUGGUAACUGCGCUAAACAAACAGUUAUGCUUCGGUCGAUGUUUUGGCGUGGCGUACAUUUUGUACAUUUCUUCGUGGAAAACGCACGCAAAACAGCAUGGGUGAAGAGUUUGGUAAAUCCGGCCUGUACAUUGACGAUCUGUACACGCUGCGGGUGAUCGAUCCGGAGGUAGCGAACGAAACGAACGAGCUGAAGGAUGAGUGUGAACGGUUCACCGAGAAACUGACCGAUUUUCGCCGGAUCAUCGAUCAGUUUGCCAACAUUGUCGAGGUGUUUGCGGCGGAAGUCGACCAGGAGAAGAUGCGUGCGGUGGGCGUGCAGAACAUGCUGAAAACGUUCUCCAAGCAGCGCGAAUCGGAACAGCAGCAAAUACAGAGCGAAAUAAUCGAGAAAAUGGUCGAACUGGAUAAGCUGAAGAUCGAGUACCAGUAUCUGCAGCGGAUCGAGUCGGAGCAGCAGGAAAUGAUCGACAAUUUCUACCAGAACCAAUGAAAAACGUGAUUCGCAGCGUUUAUAUCUAAUAGAAUGUUUUUAUUUUUUAAUUAUUUAUUAUUCUUUUUUACUAUGCGUGGUUUUAAAGUUAAUGCCUUUAGAGCUUCAUGGAGAUAUUGUGUAUGUGUGUAUAGAGUUAUCCACUGCCACUUUCUGCUUCUUUCGCCACAAUCCAGUUCUGAGUGUGUUGAAUUAACUGUAAAAUUGAAUUACCGUAGUUUUUUUACUUUUUCCACGGAGCGCAAAGGCUCUCC
This is a messenger RNA of Anopheles coluzzii, 791 nucleotides long. It is a transcript of the gene IFT20, whose product is annotated as intraflagellar transport protein 20 homolog. Lineage: Eukaryota; Metazoa; Arthropoda; Insecta; Diptera; Culicidae. Gene Ontology annotation, cellular component: cilium; intraciliary transport particle B; centrosome. Gene Ontology annotation, biological process: intraciliary transport; protein localization to cilium; centrosome localization. The transcript has 3 exons. Bases 142 to 537 code for a protein of 131 amino acids. The record is from RefSeq and is a predicted model, not a curated record.